AUGUCGGGGGCAUAUGAAGAUGAUUUUGACAAAGCUGACGAAAUUAUUUACACUGGCGAAGGAGGGAACAAUUUGCUUGGCAACGGUCACCAGAAAACUGAACAAACAUUGCUUCGGGGAAACUUGGCACUGAAGAAUAGCAAGGAUAAUGGCAACCCUAUACGGGUUAUUCGUGGCCAUAUAGAAAAGAACAGCUACACUGGAAAAGUGUACACCUAUGAUGGAUUGUACAAGGUAGUGGAUUGCUUGUCAGAGAAAGGAGUGCGCGGGCAUUUGGUUUUCAAAUUCAGAUUGAAGCGUCUUGAAGGUCAACCACCUUUGACAACUUCAAGGGUGCUGUUUAAUCGUGGAGAUGUUCACAUGCCAAUUUCUGAAUUACCUGGGUUGGUUUGUCGGGACAUCUCUUAUGGGCAAGAGAACAUUCCAAUUCCUGCUACAAAUUUAGUUGAUAACCCUCCUGUUCCUCCAUCUGGCUUUGUGUACUCUAAGUCACUGCAGAUUCCAGAAUAUAUCAAGAUACCAGCUGACAGUAUUGGUUGCAACUGCAAAGGAGAUUGUUCUAGCUCUACACACUGCUUGUGUGCUGUUCACAACGGUUCUGAUCUACCAUAUGUGUCCAGACAAAAGAAAUUGAGUGCUAAGCACGUGGAUUCUACACAUAAGAAUAUUGGAAGGUUGGUGGAGCCCAAAGCAGUUGUGUUUGAGUGUGGUGCUAAUUGUAGCUGCCACUGCAGCUGUGUAAAUAGAACAUCCCAGCAAGGAUUGCAAUACCACCUAGAGGUGUUCAAAACUGAGCUAAAAGGUUGGGCUGUAAGAACGUGGGACACUAUUCUUCCUGGGGCACUCAUCUGUGAAUACACUGGGGUAUUGAGGAGGAACGCUGAAGUUGAAGGUUUGCUGGACAACAACUACAUAUUUGAUAUAGACUGUCUUCAGACCAUUAAAGGCCUGGAUGGGAGGAAGCAAAGGUCUGGCUCAGAACUGCAUAUGGCAUCUCUUCAAGACGAGCAUGACUCCGAGGCUUCUCAAGCCCCAGAGUAUUGCAUUGAUGCUGGUUCCAUCGGCAACAUUGCGAGGUUCAUAAAUCAUAGCUGCCAACCGAACCUUUUCAUCCAGUGCAUAUUGAGCUCACAUAGAGAUAUCAAGCUAGCAAAAAUCAUGCUUGUUGCAGCUGAUACCAUACCACCUCUUCAGGAACUCUCGUAUGACUACGGGUAUGGCAUGGACAGUGUCAUUGGUCCAGAUGGCAAUGUUGUCAAGUUAGCUUGCCACUGUGGUGCCUCUGACUGCCGAAAGCGGCUCUAUUAG
Molecule: messenger RNA, 1308 nt
Organism: Triticum aestivum (bread wheat)
Lineage: Eukaryota; Viridiplantae; Streptophyta; Magnoliopsida; Poales; Poaceae
Product: histone-lysine N-methyltransferase, H3 lysine-9 specific SUVH4-like
Exons: 10
Coding region: 1-1308 (435 amino acids)
Cellular component (GO): nucleus
Molecular function (GO): double-stranded DNA binding; protein binding; zinc ion binding
Source: RefSeq, a predicted model, not a curated record